AUGAUGAAGAAAGGCGUUUUCCCCUGGAAAAGCAAUCCUACGAAAAGCCAAGAAACGCCCAGCGGCACUUGGAAACUGUUCGGGAAAUCGAACGGUGUGUCCAAGAGCACAGAAGUCCAGAAGAGCCUCACUCCUUCGUCUUCCGUCAGCAGCACCCCGCAUCAUCACAAGAGGCAAGGCAGCUCGGCGAGUGAGAAGCAAUUUGAGGAUCUCGUGGCCAGUUCCAUAGCGCUAAUACAGCAUGAUAGACCAUCAAACCUGCCGGCUAAGUGCACGGAAGAAGCGCUGCGCCAUAAAGCUGAGCAUGCACGCAUGGUCGAGGCCGCACGGCGUCGCGUGGAGCGCGAAGCGGCCGCCAGGCAUGCACGCAUGCAAGAGUCGCAUCGAAUGGAGGAGAGGCUCGCGAGACACGCCAAAGAGUGGACCCAGAAUAUUCUUCCUGAUUGGCAUAAUAUGAAGAACGCAAAACGUACACUCGAGCUGUGGUGGAGCGGUCUACCCCCCUCCAUCCGAGGUAGAGUCUGGCAACUAGCGAUCGAGAACAAACUCAAAAUCACACACGAAAUGUACCAAGACUUAGUGGACAAAGCGAAACAGAAGCUACAAGAAGCCCAACUCCGAAGAAAGCGGUUAAAAGUCAACAAAACGACAUGCGGCUGCAAGAAAGAAUUUAGCACUGACGAUAGGCUAAGUGUAAGUAGAGAAAAACUAGGAAAGAGUGACGAGAAAGCAGUAAAAAAAGACAAAAUAGCAGUAGAUAGCAAAGAAGAGAAACCAGAAGGCACGGAAAGUACGGAUUCGGAGAGAUUAACGAAUCGAGAGAAAUUUGACAGUUGCGAUGACAAACCUAGGCUUGGCAUGCCCAGAAACUAUAGCGAGCAAAACCUCAAGACCAUGAACAGUGAAACGUGUGAAAAGAAGUGCUGCUCGAAAUCGAACCCCAACCUCCUAGAGUACAGUGACGAGUGUUCCAUGGAAUUGAUACAGUUGGACAUUGCACGGACGUUUCCGCACUUGUGUAUCUUUCAGCCUGGUGGGCCCUACUUCGAUGUGCUGCAUGAGCUGCUAGCUGCGUAUGUCUGUUAUAGACCCGACAUUGGUUAUAUACAGGGUAUGUCGUUCAUAGCCGCCGUACUGAUACUGAACAUGGAGGCGCCUCAAGCGUUCGUGUGUUUCGCGAACUUGCUCGACGGCCCCGUCUUAAGAGCCGCCUUCACAAGGGACGGAGCGAUGAUGCAGCGCCUAUGGAAAGCGUAUACAGCCCUCCUCCAUCACAACCUUCCAUCACUAGCGGAAGCGGUCGCACCAGAGCUGUACUUGUUGGAAUGGUUGUACACGGCCUUCGCUAAGGCGAUGCCCCUCGACGCCGCAUGUCGGGUUUGGGACGUGUUCCUGCGGGACGGGGACACAUUUUUGUUCAAUACCGCUUUAGGUAUCCUCCACCUGUACCAAGAUGAACUUAAAGACAUGGACUUCAUAUCAGCGGCGCAGUUCCUAACCAAACUGCCCGAAGACCUUGACCCCGAAGCACUCUUUAAAAGUAUCUCCACAGUCUCCAUGACGUUAGACGGCAUGUCCUUCGAGGAGCUGGUCUCGUGCUGCCAAGUGGAAGAGACCUUGGACGAUGACGUCACCGUCAGGUUAUGA
Molecule: messenger RNA, 1647 nt
Organism: Leptosia nina
Lineage: Eukaryota; Metazoa; Arthropoda; Insecta; Lepidoptera; Pieridae
Source: the annotation of a GenBank genome assembly